UGCAGUUUACACAUUAGCCCAGCUGCCAAAAUUACAGCAAGCUCAGUUUUGCCGGACUGGAACUGGGGGGGUGUGAAACGGGAGGAUGGCAAGGACGCAGAAAAUGAAGAGAACCCACCGUUGCAUUCUCUUGGGAAAUGAUCUGUGGUGAAUAAACAGAAACCGCAGAAGAGACUGAGAGGGAGAGCGAAAACGGGGGAAAAAAAGAGGAGGAGGGGAGAGCCUAGCAUCCUCUGAGCACAGCAGACUUGCAGUGUCGCAAGUGAAGAAAAAAAGAGCCAUGGGCUGUUUCCUGCUUCGUAAAGGCCCAUUUCUCCACCCUUGACGUGGCUUACUGCUCCUGCCUGCUGACAGCAAGUUCUUCUUCCAUACAUCCCCAGACGCUCUCAGAAUGCACCUACUUUCCUCCCAGCAAAAGAAUGGUGACGGGAGCGCAGAGACUUGAGGAUAUCUUGUGUUAAAGAGCCAGAUGAGGACGUAGGACCAAAAAGAAAGAACAAAUCCUUCAUUGGGUUUUUUUUUAUUUUUUAUAUAUAUAUAUUGAAAUCAUUUGACAUUUACUACUCCAAAACCAUCCAGUGUUUUAAGUUGGAACGGAACCCUGAGGGGCCAAAGGAAUAAGUGCUAUCCAAUCACACAAAGAUCCUUUGAUUUUAUUUCGCACCGAGUGGAUCCUAAGCGAUACCAUUCAACGGGAGAUAAUUGAACUUCCUGCCUGGCAGGCAGCUGAAAAUGAAGAACUAGAGGUUCAAGUGGUUUUCUGGGGGACACUUUCAAGCACCCCACCACUCAGAAUCAGAUUUCAGCCCAGUUCUGGUGGCGAUCUUCUAGCAAUCUUUACCGUUUGGUGUGUUUUUCCCCCACUUCUUAUUCUGUCCAGUUCUGAGAAGGGAAAUAUGACAAUUGAACUGAUUUUGGGAAUGUCAUGUGUUAGACCUCAAUUAGAUCUCAACUUUUAGACUGACACUCAACAGUUUACUGUGUAGGUCUAGAAAGAAAAACAUAAAGAGAGAUCUGAUAGUAUGCAUUGGAUUGACAAGGCUGUUCUUCUGCUAUCUGGGGCAAAAAAUAAAAUAAAAAAGUAUUGCAUGUCUUAGUUUUACUCUUCAGAAUCAGGUAAACUGAAAGAUAAGAAAGGGAGGGAGGGGACCAGAUGCCACAGAUCGUCUCUAACUCCUACCUUUUGUUAAGUUAAGCUUCUUUUUCCAUUUUUAUCUUUUCAUCUUGAAAAUUAGAUUUUUUUGUUCUUUUUUUUUCUUCCAGAUGACCCUUAAGCCUGUAAGGGAGAUCGUUACACAUUGCAGUGACUGAGAUAGGGUGGGGAAAAGGAGAGAGAAGCUUUAUUUCCCCUCGAGCUUCUCAUUUUUGCAGUUUUAGACAAAAUGCAGUUGUAUCUCGAGUCAAAAUCAGGAACCUGAUAGCGUUUGGGAAAAGAUUCCUCAAGGAGAGAACAAGAGACGGAAAUCUUCUGAAGCCUAACCCUCCCCUCUCCUCCACCACCCCCCUUUCCCAUCCAGUUUCAGAGGUGUCCUCGGAUAUUCCUUCCUCUUUUUCCCCGGAAUCUGUCAGCAUUCCCGACGGGACACAGCCAGCUUGUAUCCAUGCCAAUCCUUUGAUAUUAGCUCCCGGUGUCGUCUGCUUCAUUCUGUGGCGGUGCAGGCAGCCAGACGACCGUUCUCCAUGAGGAGCAGUGGAAGAUGCCGGCUCUGCCAGCGCUGCUGCUGUCGAUUCACCUCCUCUUCCUCCUCCUGCUGUUGCUUCUGCUGACCAUGGCCCCGUCCUCUCACAGCCAGGCGCCCGCUCUCGCAGCUGUCAGGAUGGCUGCUAUUUUAGACGAUCAGUCAGCGUGUGGACGUGGAGAGCGGUUGGCAUUGGCUCUGGCCCGAGAGAACAUCAACAGUUUGAUGGAGGGUCCGGCACGAGCUCGCGUGGAGGUCGACAUCUUUGAGCUGCAGAGAGACUCUCAAUACGAGACCACAGACACAAUGUGUCAGAUCCUGCCAAAGGGAGUGGUCUCCGUCAUCGGUCCUGCCUCUAGUCCCGCUUCCGGAUCCACCGUCAGUCAUAUAUGUGGGGAAAAAGAGAUCCCGCACAUCAAGAUCGGUCCUGAGGAGACUCCACGCUUGCCGUAUCUGCGCUUUGCCUCAGUGACGCUGUAUCCUAGCAACGAGGACUUAAGCUUGGCCAUUGUUGCCAUCCUGCGCUCCUUCAGUUAUCCCACGGCCAGCUUGAUUUGUGCCAAAGCAGAGUGCCUGCUGCGAUUGGAGGAGCUUGUGCGUCACUUCCUUAUAUCCCGGGACACACUCUCAGUCAGAAUGCUUGAUGAAAAUUUGGACCCCACCCCACUGCUGAAAGAAAUCCGCGAUGACAAAGUUGCGACUAUUAUCAUCGAUGCCAAUGCAUCAGUGUCAAUACUAAUAUUAAAGAAGGCCUCAGAAUUAGGCAUGAUGUCAGCCUUCUACAAGUACAUCCUCACCACAAUGGAUUUCCCUCUGUUGAGGUUGGAUGAUGUGGUCGGUGAUCAGUCAAAUAUCGUCGGCUUCUCCAUGUUGAACAGCAGUCAUCCUUUCUACCUAGAGUUCAUCAGGAGUCUAAACCUGUCGUGGAGGGAAGGAUGUGAGCUCAGCCCCUACCCUGGUCCAGCGUUGUCAUCUGCGCUGAUGUUCGAUGCAGUGCAUGUGGUGGUCGGAGCAGUGCGAGAACUGAACCGCAGUCAGGAGAUCGGAGUGAAGCCUCUGAGUUGCACGUCUUCACUCAUCUGGCAGCACGGCACAAGUCUCAUGAACUACCUGCGCAUGAUAGAGUAUGAUGGCUUAACAGGCCGCGUGGAGUUUAACAGCAAAGGCCAGAGGACCAAUUACACACUGCGUAUUCUUGAGAAAUUCAAGGGGGGUCACAAAGAGAUCGGUGUCUGGUACUCCAAUAACACGUUGGCUAUGAACUCCACGUCUUUAGACAUCAACGCGUCUGAGACUUUAGCUAACAAGACGCUAAUCGUCACCACAAUACUGGAAGAUCCAUACGUGAAGCGCAAGGCGAACUACCAGGACUUUCAGGGUAACGAUCAGUACGAGGGAUUCUGUGUGGAUAUGCUGCGGGAGAUGGCAGCCAUGCUGAAGUUUUCCUUCCGGAUCAAGCUGGUGGAUGAUGGGCUGUAUGGAGCUCCAGAACCGAAUGGGUCAUGGACCGGCAUGGUGGGGGAACUCAUCAACAGGAAAGCAGAUCUGGCAGUGGCUGGAUUUACCAUCACAUCGGAGCGGGAGAAGGUCAUCGACUUCUCCAAACCUUUCAUGAACCUUGGCAUCAGUAUCCUGUACCGCGUCCACAUAGGCAGGAAGCCAGGUUAUUUCUCCUUCUUGGAUCCCUUUUCGCCAGCUGUCUGGCUAUUCAUGCUUUUAGCCUAUCUGGCUGUUAGCUGUGUGCUCUUCCUGGCUGCCAGGCUGAGUCCGUAUGAGUGGUACAACCCCUUCCCGUGUUUGCGGGACCGCAGGGACCUUCUGGAGAAUCAGUACACACUGGGGAACAGCCUGUGGUUUCCGAUCGGUGGUUUCAUGCAGCAGGGCUCAGAGAUCAUGCCCCGGGCUCUGUCCACACGCUGUGUCAGCGGCGUUUGGUGGGCAUUCACACUGAUCAUCAUUUCCUCCUACACGGCGAACCUUGCAGCUUUUUUGACGGUCCAGAGGAUGGAGGUGCCAAUCGAAUCUGCUGACGACUUGGCCGAUCAGACAAACAUCCAGUAUGGGACUAUUCACGGAGGAAGUACUAUGACCUUCUUCAUGAACUCGCGCUACCAGACGUACCAGCGCAUGUGGAAUUACAUGUACUCCAAGCAGCCCAGCGUGUUCGUCAAGAGCACGGAGGAGGGCAUAGCACGGGUUUUAAACUCCAGGUACGCCUUUCUUCUGGAAAGCACCAUGAAUGAGUACCACCGACGCCUCAACUGCAACCUCACACAGAUUGGAGGCCUGUUGGACACCAAGGGCUACGGCAUCGGCAUGCCUCUGGGUUCACCAUUCAGAGAUGAGAUUACAUUAGGCAUACUGCAGCUGCAAGAGAACAACAGAUUAGAAAUCCUAAAGCGUCGAUGGUGGGAGGGUGGAAAGUGUCCUAAAGAAGAAGACCACCGAGCCAAAGGUCUAGGUAUGGAGAAUAUCGGCGGGAUAUUUGUUGUGCUGAUAUGUGGACUCAUAAUAGCUGUUUUUGUAGCCAUUAUGGAGUUUGUGUGGUCCACGCGCCGCUCAGCCGAGACAGAUGAGGUACGCCCUCACUCCUGCCCCGUCCGAAACCACAGACACUCACGAGUGUCGGUAUGUCAGGAAAUGAUGACUGAAUUCAGAGACGUUAUCUCCUGUAAAAAGAACUCACGGUUGCGGCGCCGGCGACCCCUCUCGUCCCAGGGCAUCCUCCGGCACCCGGCCCGUCUCACUUUAGGAGCUCCUCGUCAAAUGCGCCUCGUGCGGGAGAUGCGUCUCAGCAACGGCAAACUCUACAGUGGGACAGGACCGUUAACUGGCGCCGCAGCAGGGCCGGGACUUGGUGGGGGCGCUGCAGAAAUGGGCCCUGGCCCCCAGCGAUUGCUGGAGGACCCUCUCGGCGCCAGUGUCCCCGGUAGCACACCCGCUCUGGUCUCCACGGCGGUGCCCCGCGGCUGCACACACGUGAGGGUGUGCCAGGAGUGCCGACGGAUCCAGAGCCUCCGCUCUACGUCGUCUUGCUCACGCAUCUCACCACUGGCCUCCGCCACGUCCUCUCUCCCUCGUUUGCCACCGCCGCCCACCUCCGCCUCUAAUACAAACACUGACAGCGAGGGAGGAGGCUCAGACAGCCCACGCAGGGCCAAACCCACACCCCCUCCAAGGCCGCUGCCGCCCACUAAAACUCCCUCCACUGAUCUCCUCUGCCAGCAGGACUGAGAACAAGAGUAAGGAAACUUUUUGUCGGGACGAAAAUGUAAUGUAAAUGAGUGCUGGAGGACAGACGGAAACACUCUGCCCACGCCUUCAGUCAAAGUGACCUGUGGGAUACUGCAAAUAAAGGCCAUUUUUGGAUGCAAAAUUACACUGAGUGAGAGCGAGAUGAUUCAGCCAACCGCUUGUUGUACAAGUGUCUGGUUUUAACACCACAUCUUGCGGAAGUGCUCAGAAGGCCAGUGAGAUUUGGCAUGCUGUUGAGACUAUGUAAUGCAUAUCCUGUGAGAGUACGCUAUGCAACAUGUCAUGAAGGGAAAGGUGGAGGAAAACUAUGAGGGCAGCUAUUCGUUUUGCAUAGAAGUGUGGAUCUUCUUCAUGCUUUUUAAUGGGGGACUACGCUUCUGUGAGAGUCCGGAGGAGUCUGCACCUAAAAUGUGCACAUUGAACUGAAACGCAAAUUCAUUUUAUUUUAUUUCUUCGUUCUUUUUGGGGUUACUAUUCAUUUUUAUGCCUGAAUGUCUCUUGCUUGUUUUCCUUUCUAGCUUUUCUUUGAUUUAAUUCUUUCAGUUUAAAAAAAGACUAUACCUGUUUUUCCCUAUUGUUAAUUUCUCGGAGGAGAAAGUAUAUAGAUUUUUUGGGGAGGUUUUGUGGUCAGGAAUUGGUUUUCCUCUUCUUCAACCUCUAAGAUUACUCACUUGGUUUCCGUCUCUCAUUUUAAACACCAACUGUUAAAGGUUAAAAUAAACAUGAAAGGCAUUAAAAACCCAGAUUACUUCCAUAACGUGACACCUUUCCAGUCAAAACAGGAUAUUCAAGCAGGGGAAUGUAGGACGGGAUGAAAAACUCCAAAAGUGUGUGUUCCAGACCUGAAUGUCAUUGGAUUAUGGAGUGUACAGUAAGAUUCACCCUUUAGACCGUCUCAGCAAAUCCCAUUGGUAACACUGCUUUCCAAAUCAACACUUGUUUGCUAUUUUUGCCAUAACCUCCAUUCUAUUAUUGUUAACCAUCAUUGAAUUACUGAGCUCAUUAUUGGCAAGAUUUUAAAUAGGCUGCAUUACUGUACUUAAUACAGUACUCUAUAUUAAUGCCAAAUUGGCAGUUGGUUAUUAUUAACCUCGAAGAUGUCAACUAAACAAGAAAGUUACAAUUUUUAGCAUUUUCCCUAACAUGCACUGGGGAAUUGUUCACAGUAAGACCAGGAAUGUGUGUAAAGAAACUAAAUAGGAUCUGUUUCGAUUUCAUGUUGACUUUAACCAGCUUUCCCUCAGUAUUUUGCAAUUCUCAAGAACAUGGAGAAACAGUGACAACAACAAUAAGAUGAGACAGAAAAGCCUUUUUGCAUCUGAAGGGACAUUUAUCGGUUUAUGUGAGAAGACGGUUAAUGAUGCUUUUCAUGACCGAACAAAAUGAGCCUGUAUCAUGAAUGGUUUGUUGAAGUGCACUGGAAGUUGCUGUCUGGGUGCUUGUGAGACGCAGUUAUCCAUUUACUGUAUGUCCAAAGUGUAAACAUAGCAGCCCUGUGUAGAAUCUGCAGCACUAUAUCAUUCAUAUUUUGGUGCUUUAUGAUUGUGUGUGAGAAUGAGUGUGUGUGUGUGUGUGUCAAAGAGAGACACAAAUGUGAAAAUCUUUUUUUUCCUUUUAAUUAAAGGUGAUUUUUUUAUUUCUCAUUAAUUUUCAAAGAUUUCUAUACCAGUGCUUGAAGAAUCACACCCACAGUAAAAAAAAAAAUAAGGCAAAUGAUACAGAUUAUAUUGUUAUUCAUAUUCCAAUAAAACUGUGGGGUUAUGUAGGAGGACUGUUGCCCUCUUUCGUUAACUAUAUAGACACAUGUUUGGAAUAAAUCAGUGAUUCAAA
This is a messenger RNA of Carassius gibelio (silver crucian carp), 6764 nucleotides long. RefSeq names its product glutamate receptor ionotropic, kainate 5-like. Gene Ontology annotation, cellular component: postsynaptic membrane; plasma membrane; kainate selective glutamate receptor complex. The transcript is spliced from 23 exons. The coding region runs from base 1698 to 4913 and encodes 1071 amino acids. Gene Ontology annotation, molecular function: transmitter-gated monoatomic ion channel activity involved in regulation of postsynaptic membrane potential; kainate selective glutamate receptor activity. Lineage: Eukaryota; Metazoa; Chordata; Actinopteri; Cypriniformes; Cyprinidae. Gene Ontology annotation, biological process: synaptic transmission, glutamatergic; monoatomic ion transport; modulation of chemical synaptic transmission. The record is from RefSeq and is a predicted model, not a curated record.